AUGUUCUUUGGAUCUCACAAAUCCCUUUAUGAAUUGACCAAGGAAAAGGGUGAUGAAAAAACCGGAACUGUUCGAGUUUCCAUGUAUGACCGAAAUAUUGUUUCCAUUUGCGACAAGGAUAUGUUAAAAGAAUUACUGGUUGUCAAGGGAAACAAUUUCGUCAAGCAAAGCAGACUCUAUGAAAUUUUCAAUACCUUUGGUGUCAACAUUCUCAGUGCAUUGGAUGCUAGCGGAGAAACUUGGAAGAAUCAUCACAAAGUUGCUUCAGGAGCUUUUGCAAGCAAGAAUUUAGAAUAUAUGGCUAGAGUGGCCUCAAAGAGUGUUGAUUUAUGCCGCUCAUCAAAAUGGGAUAAAUUAAUUCGUGAUUCUCCAACUAAGAGCUUUGUUUUGGAUGCCAAUGGAGACUUUUCAGAUAUUACUUUGGACGUUCUUGGUAAAGCUGGAUUUGGACUUGAUUUUUCAAUUUUCGAUGAAUUGAAUCCAGAAGGAAAGAUAUUCAGACGAGCUUUGGAAACCAUGUUUACCAAAGGUAUUAUUGCCAAACGUUUUGUUGGUUUGAAUCCAGUCUUGUCUUGGGCUUACCCAUUGGUGUGCAAAGUAUUAGGCAUUGAUCAAGCAGUAUCAAUUGUGAGCAACAAGCUCGAUGAAAUCAUCAAGGACCGAACACAAGAAGUGGAGAAGAGAGGUCUCGAGGACGACGGAAACGACACUACUGCCGAGGAAUUGGAAGACAGAAAAGAUUUAUUGAGCGUUUUGGUCGAAGCAAACUUUAUUCAGAAAGGAAUUUUAACCGAUGCUGAAUUGAAAUCUGAUGCUUAUAUUUUCUCUUUGGCUGGACAUGAAACCACUUCCACAACACUUCAAUGGGUAUGCUACGAGUUAUCAAAGAGACCUGAAGUUCAAAAGAAGGCAAGAGAAGAAGUGGAUACUAUUUUGGGUAAAGGCACAAACGCCAGAGCUCCCGAUUAUAACGACUAUCCGAUCAUGAAUUAUGUCAACGCAGUUAUUAUGGAAGCAUUGAGACUUCAUCCUCCAGUGACUAAUGUAUUCCGUGUUGCUAAAAAGACAACCACCAUUGGAAAUAUUACCAUUCCAAAGGAUACCAAUGUGCUGAUCAAUAUUUUCAGUGCGAACCGAUCUGAGAAUAAUUGGGAGAAACCACUCGAGUUCAUUCCAGAACGUUAUCCAUUGAAUGCUGAUGAACAAUUGAAGAUUCAACACGAUUUUACAUGGAUUCCCUUCUCAAUGGGUAAUAGAAAAUGCAUUGGAUUUAAAUUUGCUCAAAUUGAAGCCUUUGUCAUUUUGUGUAGAAUUUUGCAAUUCUAUGAAUUGGAGUUGGGAAAUGAUGAAUCGAAUCCAAACGAUCAAAUCCAUGAUGUUCCUGGUGUUACUGUUAGGCCAGGUAAUUUGAAGGUGAUUAUGAAACCAAGACAGGAUUUGUAA
Messenger RNA from Naegleria lovaniensis, 1443 nucleotides. RefSeq lists its product as uncharacterized. The coding region runs from base 1 to 1443 and encodes 480 amino acids. Gene Ontology annotation, molecular function: oxidoreductase activity, acting on paired donors, with incorporation or reduction of molecular oxygen; iron ion binding; monooxygenase activity. The record is from RefSeq and is a predicted model, not a curated record. Lineage: Eukaryota; Heterolobosea; Eutetramitea; Acrasida; Naegleriidae. The transcript has a single exon.